Molecule: messenger RNA, 7618 nt
Organism: Leucoraja erinaceus (little skate)
Lineage: Eukaryota; Metazoa; Chordata; Chondrichthyes; Rajiformes; Rajidae
Product: serine/threonine-protein kinase tousled-like 2
Exons: 21
Coding region: 457-2562 (701 amino acids)
Biological process (GO): peptidyl-serine phosphorylation; intracellular signal transduction; chromosome segregation
Cellular component (GO): nucleus
Molecular function (GO): ATP binding; protein serine/threonine kinase activity
Source: RefSeq, a predicted model, not a curated record
CAUCUGCAGUUCUUUGUUUCUACUAAAAAUAUAUAUAUAUAAAUGGCUGCUAGGCCCUUUAGGAUGUUUUAAAUUGGUGGAGAGGCUACUGAAACCUAGCCUUCCUUUUUGAGGUAGAAAGAAUAUUGGGAGGGGGGUUCUCAGAAACACAUUGUGCUGGGUUUGCACAUUUUACCCCAAAUGAAAAAUAAACUGCCAUAGAUAUCAUGAGCCAGAAAAUGCUGGAGUAACUCAGCGAGACAGGCAGCAUCACUGGAGAGAAUUAGCGAUUUGGGUGGCAAUCCCGAUACCAAAAAUUGUUAAUUCAGUUGAUAAAUCUUAUUUGUCCCGAAGAAGCACACAGAUAGAUCUGUGUCUAUCGCAGAUCGACAUCCUCUCUUCCCUGGUGGUGGAGGAAAUCAAUUGCAGUAAGUUGUAAUUUCAGCACACAAGGAGCAGAGAGUUGAGGACGAGCAGAUGGCCGAACAGUGUGUAGUAGAAAUGAUGGAAGAAUUGCACAGUCUCGACCCGAGGCGGCAGGAGCUGCUUGAAGCAAGGUUUACAGGGGUGGGAGUCACUAAAAUACCAGUAAAUGAGUCGUCCAACCAAAGCUUGUGUAGCUUGGGAUCGCUAAGUGACAAGGAAUCAGAGACACCAGAGAAGAAGCAAAAUGAGCAAAGAGCAAGGAAGAGAAAGGCAGAUCCUUACAAUGAUGCCAAUCAAGGCAAAAAUAACCCAAGGGGCCAUAAAAUUAGUGAUUACUUUGAGUUUGCUGGUGGGAAUGUCACGGGCACAAGUCCGGGACGAAGUGUGCCACCCGUAGCUCGUUCAUCACCGCAACAUUCCUUAUCGUAUUCAUCGCCUUCUGUUCAGCAUGGCAGCCCGUCGUCAGUGGGAUCGGCCAACAACGAGCAUUCCUGUAAUUCCCAAAAGAUCAUUAACGUACAACAUAAACAAUCUCAGACAGACUUCACGUUGGAAAAGCUCACUGCUUUGGAAAGCAACAAAAAUUCUGAUCUGGAAAAGAAGGAAGGCCGGAUCGAUGAUUUACUGCGGGCAAAUUGUGACUUAAGAAGACAAAUAGAUGAACAACAAAAAAUGCUCGAACGAUACAAAGAACGGUUAAAUAAAUGUGUGACAAUGAGUAAAAAGCUGCUAAUAGAAAAGUCUAAACAAGAAAAACUUGCAUGUCGAGACAAAAGUAUGCAGGACCGAUUGCGACUAGGACACUUCACUACAGUCCGGCAUGGAGCCUCCUUCACCGAGCAAUGGACAGAUGGUUAUGCGUUUCAGAAUCUUAUUAAACAGCAAGAGCGGAUAAAUACGCAGCGGGAGGAAAUUGAGCGACAGAGGAAGCUGCUAGCAAAACGAAAACCUGCAGCCAUGUGUCAGAUGCCACCUACAAAUAAUGAACAGAAACAGAGGAAAAAUAAAGCAAAUGGAGCAGAAAAUGAAACGUUAACUUUAGCAGAAUAUCAUGAACAGGAAGAAAUCUUCAAACUAAGAUUAGGACAUUUAAAAAAGGAAGAGGCAGAGAUACAGGCAGAGCUAGAGCGAUUAGAAAGAGUACGCAAUUUACACAUAAGGGAACUGAAAAGGAUACACAAUGAAGAUAAUUCACAAUUUAAAGAUCACCCCAUGUUAAACGACAGAUAUUUGCUAUUACACCUUUUGGGAAGAGGAGGUUUUAGUGAAGUGUACAAGGCAUUCGACUUACAAGAACAGAGAUACGUAGCAGUGAAAAUACACCAGUUAAAUAAAACCUGGAGGGAGGAAAAGAAGGAGAAUUACCACAAACAUGCCUGCAGAGAAUAUAGGAUUCACAAAGAAUUGGAUCACCCCAGAAUAGUCCGACUCUACGAUUACUUCUCAUUAGAUACAGACUCGUUUUGUACUGUGUUAGAAUACUGUGAAGGCAACGACCUAGAUUUCUACUUAAAACAGCACAAGUUGAUGUCUGAAAAGGAAGGCCGCUCCAUCAUCAUGCAAGUAGUCAAUGCUCUGAAAUAUCUGAAUGAGAUUAAGCCCCCCAUCAUCCACUAUGAUCUCAAGCCAGGUAACAUUCUGCUGGUGAACGGGACAGCAUGUGGAGAAAUAAAAAUCACAGAUUUUGGAUUAUCUAAAAUCAUGGAUGAUGACAGUUACAAUUCAGUAGAUGGAAUGGAGCUCACAUCACAGGGAGCAGGCACAUACUGGUAUUUGCCUCCUGAAUGCUUUGUGGUUGGGAAAGAGCCUCCUAAGAUAUCCAAUAAGGUAGAUGUUUGGUCAGUGGGAGUCAUCUUCUACCAAUGUCUGUAUGGACGCAAGCCAUUUGGUCACAACCAGUCACAACAGGAUAUUCUUCAGGAAAACACAAUUUUAAAAGCCACAGAGGUGCAGUUUCCUCAAAAGCCAGUGAACAGUGCAGAAGCAAAGGCAUUUAUCCGACGCUGUCUGGCAUAUCGUAAGGAGGAUCGGAUAGAUGUUCAGCUACUUGCCAGUGACCCAUACUUGAUGCCUCAUAUAAGGAAGUCGGUGUCCAGUACCAGUCCAGGUGUGGUUGCCUCAACAUCUGGAUCAUCAAAUAACAGCACUUCAAUCUGAGCAUGCAGACUAUCCAUGUGAUAGUACGUUGAAGAAAAGAAGUACAGAAUCCAUGCUGGUGAUGAUUUGUACCAGGUGUUUUCUCCGUAUGUCCACCUGUGGGGAAGAACGUCCUCGCGGAUUCUCCGAAGAGAGAGAGAUGGACAGAGACUGCGUUGCUCCAGGCGGAAAGCAAGGAGGCGAUGUCAGAGGCUAUGAAUCACGGACCAUGACUGAUGGCUGCUAACAAAAAGGACAAUGAUGAGAAUCUGCAUCCUGCUCCCAUGUCCCUUGGCAGUAGCACAACCUUGAACUGAAAGUAGCUUUGUGCUGGAAGAGAGUGAACAAGAUGGGGUUUACCUUUUUAAAUGUCCUUCCUCUCACACAAACUCCCACCCCUUCUCCCAUAUCUGCCCAUCAACUACCCAAUGCCCAAAUUGGUAAAGUGAAUUCAAGUUAAACAUAAAAAAAACACUGGUUAUUGGACUGCUCCAGUUUUUUAGCCUGCCUCUUGGUGGCAGUGGUGUUCUUUGAGUUUGUUACAAAUACAGUUCUAUUGGUCUUUAAAGAAAACAGACCUUUCCUCUUCUUCCCUUGCAGUACUGCGUGCGUGCACACACACACACACACACACACACACACACACACACACACACACACACACACACACACACACACACACACACACACACACACACACACACACACACACACACACACACACUUUAGAGGUCUGAUUUCUAUAGCUUUUUCUUGCACUGUUCCUGUAGUAUUUUAUUUUUUACCUGUGGAUUUUGACACAGACAACACUAAGUCUUUGAAAAAUCUGCUGCAAAAUAAGUAUUUUGAUGCUGUGCAGACAUCUGCUUUUUCGGUUGUUUUCCUUCAUCUUGGCAGUGUUUUAAUAUCCCUCUUGUUCAUUCAUGUCCUUCGCCAAAUUUUGCUUAACUUUCUUUCAAAGGAUGCAUGUGCAUUUUGGUUGCCAAUUUGUAUGGUACAUUCAGUAUUUGAGAGGAGCACAUUGUUGUGUUCAAAUGUCGGUUUCCACCUGAACUAUUUACAUUUUGGGGAGGGGAUAGUAACUGAGGAUUUUCAGCUGAGAAAAAACAGAUGUCUGACUUUUAACAAAACUAGUUGUAUUAUCUUUUUAAGUAGGAAGCCUUUCAGGGUUUGUUUGUUAAUGGUUCAAGAGGAGUGGAUUUAAAAAAAAUAAAAUGCUGAGCGAUCUAGCUUUGGACAACAAAUGUUGACAUGUUAAUUGGCAUGAUCCCAUGCUUUCCCACAAAUGCACUGGCUGGGUGUUAGUGACUAACUGACCAGUUAAGCUGGUAACUAACUACACAGCUCUGUGUUAUUGGUCAAUUCUUGCUGAGUAAAUUCUUACCCGAUCCUAACGCUGGGGCAGUGGUUAAAUGCAUUUAGUAUUCAUGAUAGUUUGACAAUAGACUUUCCUUAAUAUGAUACUCAAAUCUUUCUUUAUACUCUGACUUUGAGGGAAAAAAUGGAAAUUAAAAUGUGAAUACAGAAACAUAACUUGCAGCAUAGCAGUAAAAUGUGGCAACAGGUAGUCGGGUAUCAUGGAAUGUCACAGAAGGAGUACAUCGGGCAUGUAAUGUCUAUGCCGCCAUCCUUUAUUUGAGCAGUUUCUUUUUGUGAAGUGUACAGGCACAAUUACACAAAAAGUGUACAGGCAGCGCAUAAUUCAAAAACGCGUAAAUUAAACAUAUAUAUUUAAAACGAGCUUAAGUAUGAGCCCGUCAUUUCAAAAAUCACUUAAAUUCGAUUUUAAUAUUAAUUAAAACAAGUGCAUUAUUUAAAAAUUAAAAAAAUAAACAGGUAAAUUUGGAAGGUGCCUGUACUUUAUUUGAAGUAUAAAUACGAUCCGCGGUGCUGUAUAAUGUACACGACACCGUUUGUAGCAAGUGAGCCCAGGUUACAAAUAGAGGGCACUGCUAAUUAUCAGAUGUCAAUGGAUCUCAGCAGACAGAUAGUCCAGAUUGUCAGUAGACUUGGCACAAAGAUAUUUCAGCUAUCUAAUUUAACAGGUAAUCCCUUUAACAUGAGACCAGCUUUACCAAAUGAGAUGGGGACUACCCCAUCAUUGGCCUUUACAAACCCCUUGAGAUGAAUGAUGGAGAAAAGGUUCUGGACUUGCAGUUUAGGAAAUUCAAAACCCCAAUUCCACAUCCUUGCAUGAAAUAUUCCAUUAUUAACACAAUCUGAAAGUGGUGUUAAAUGAAAAGCUCCAAAUGCUGCUAAGUAUUUCGUUCAUCUUGGGUGUUUCAUUAACAAUUAGGUGAUAAUAAAAAUGAGGGAUUACAAAUACAUUAACAAUUCCAAUUUUUUGUGUAGGCUUUGAUCUUGCCUUCAUCAAAUUUGACAACUACAUCAAGUUUGUUUAUCCAAUCCUGCCCAGAACAUCCUAUCCUUGCACCUAAACGUUUCUCUACUGUCUGGGUGAAGGACAUAUAUUUGCAAAAUACACUAGAUCAUACUUUACCUGGUAGAAUCUGCUUCAAGAUACAGGUGCAGGCGAAAUGCAGUUUUUCGAAAACUCUACAGAUUAGCCAAGUAGCUUCUGUGAAAGGAUUUGGCAGCAAGUAAUAUUUCCUUCUAUUGAUCUGCCUUGAAAACAGAAUGUUAAUAUUACACAUUAUUGGAUAUUGGAACUGGUCAAUGCUGUUUAGUGAUUCAUCUCCUAUGCACUUUUCUCCAAAAAUAAUCAAUAAUUGCUUGUGUGUACUAGACUUAAGAUUCGCGGGAAAACAAGGUUUUGUCAUCUGAGGGCAUCUUCUCGACUUUAAGGUAUAUCUUGGAAUGGCAACCUAAUUGCUGUUGAAUUAUGGAAAAGUCUUUACUUAACCUAUAGAUUUGGGUUAAAUUAAUUUACAUCAAUUAAUAAAAUGUCCUCCUAUUUUUGUACCUCCUUGCCCCAAAACCUCUAGCAGCCUGUAGUACACAUGUUUUAGGAAACUAAAAUUCUAGUACUAUCUGAGUGCAUCCCUGUCCAAAUGUUGGUUGCUGGCCCCGCAGAGAUAUUGCUUGCACAAUAUCAAAGAUGAGGAGUGCAAUGGAAGCUAAAGUGUUCCGUACAAAGUAGCUGAGUCAAUCAUAAUGGAAAAUGUUGUCAGUAACUCGAAAAGCUGAACUCUGAUUUUGUGGCAGUCUUGUGUUGCAACCAUGUUUAGGUACUUGUUUGAAAAGGAAAUUGCAGUAGUUUUUUUUUGUUGAUCUGCAGUAACCAGCCCAUAUUUUACAACAGACUACGCGUCAUUAGGGAUUAACAACACCGGGGUUGUUGUGUGCGCUAUAUCUAUUGAAGGUUUGUUGCAAGUUCUCAUUUACCCAUGGGAUUCAAUUUGGUGACCUACUUUCAUUAUUUUAGAUAACUGACUAAAGUGCUCAGGAUUCUUUUUUUAUUAUUGACUGUCUGAAUUUCUACUCAAAGAAGCCAAACCAGUAGAAAUUGGAUUAAAUAAAUAUCAAAAAUAAUUGCAGAUGCCUGAAAGCUGAAAUAAAAACAAAAGUGCUGUAUACUUUCAGCGGUUCAGGCAGCAGCCUGCUAAAUGUUUUCAGUAUUUUCUGUUUUUAUUUCAAAUAUUAAUAUUAAUGUGGGUUAUAUUAAUAUUGUAAUCCUGAAGGAAAGACUGUGAAUAUCACUAGCAAGCAAGCAGAGGUCUACUUUGCACAUUGCACUGAGUUUGCAGUAGAUGGUGAUAUCCUUGAUGUAAUAACAACAUCAGGGAGCAGUAAUUUGUAACUGUAACCAUUAGUGCAAGAUUCAUGGGGCUGCAUUUUAAUUUCUCAAGUUUAGAAAUAGUUCUGUCUAUUGGGGAAGGGGUGUUGUAAGGAGGAUUAAUGAUAAGUCGUAUAUUGAACUCUUAUUGAAAGACCAAGAGCAAGUGCGGAAUCCCGAUACCUUGUCAAAAGAACAAGAGUGCAGCACAAUCUGGGUUACUUGGUUGUUUUAUCCAGUGCAUUGAUGAAUUGCUUGAAGAAAUUUGUUCUACCCUGUGAUCAUUAAUCCAAUGGAUAAUGCUGGGGUUUUGUCAGUAUGAAUAAUGAGCUUCAACAAUUUCUAACAAACGAUGUGGCUUUUUUCCUUCCAAAAGGAACGGCGCUGCAGACAUUAAUGUUAGGAAGAGAAAGUUGCCUCGGCAUAAAUCUGGCAGGGAAUGAUGUCUGUAUUAAACAUCUGCAACAUUUUUCCUGCACUGAACAAAAUUAAAUUGACAUUUUAACAAAACGAGCAACAGUUUUGGUCGUUGCAACUGAGAAUUGAUGCAUUGUCAGAAAUGGAAUGCAGCAUGAGUUUGCAGGUGUUCCUUUCUGAGGCUGGGGGAAGGAGGUGACUAUUACUUUGUGCAAUGGUAUGAGUGAGUUGGGGAAGAAGUGUCACGUGCAGUCAUUGAGAAAACUACACAUGUUAAAUGCAAAUAGGUUCACUGUACAGGACUGUUCUUAUGGUUUGACCAGUGAGUUCCGUCAGCUUUGGAGUGAAAUCAGAUAAAUCUUUGAAAGUGAUCGUUAGAACAGCAGCACCUUGAUAGGGUGAUUUAUAUAUUGCCUAAUGCAUAGGACCUCCCAAACAAUAAUGGUGCAUUAUCCAUUACAAACCAUGAAAUCUCUACUUGUUAAAGAUUAUAGGAAGUUGCUAUUCAGUGCAUUUCUGAAGUAGUGUAUAGUUGCUGCAGUUCAAACAUUUAAACAAAUCUUCAGAAAAAUAAAUUAUCUUUACCCUUUUUGAAUGUGCAAAUUGGAGCGCUUUUCCCCAAAGGGAGGAGAUUUCCACUGUAACAACAGUUCUGUUUAUUCAUGUGCCAAUAAAUAUCAAAAGUGUUCACUGUUCUUUCAAUUUCAUUGCAGCUUGAGAAAUCUUUUAACAGGUUAUAAAAGUUGAUCCAUGUCAUAUAUCAGUUGUGAUAUUUGGAUUUGCUACAUUCUGCGACAGCUCUGUAACAAACAAAAUUUGGGCAGGUUUCAGUCCCUCUCCAGGAAGUUGGAUCCGAUGGAUUUUUUUUUCCUCCUCAGAAAAAAAUGCUUUUACACAAAAACGAGGUGACUCCUUCCCCCCCCC